Molecule: messenger RNA, 6025 nt
Organism: Vespa velutina
Lineage: Eukaryota; Metazoa; Arthropoda; Insecta; Hymenoptera; Vespidae
Product: dipeptidase 1
Exons: 11
Coding region: 2193-3416 (407 amino acids)
Biological process (GO): proteolysis
Molecular function (GO): metallodipeptidase activity
Source: RefSeq, a predicted model, not a curated record
GAAUAGAAGAAGAUCGUCGCGAGAGAAGUGGAGGCGCUUGCGCCCUCGCUCGUACCGAGUUUCUACGUACGUUUUCGUCAGUCGGGCCUUCAACUCCGAACCGCGUAGAACGAGUCGAUCGACGCGCUGCGUGAGAGAUAAAACACAAGUAGAUCGACGAUAGACCGUUCGUAAUAAAUUCGGGAAAAGAAAAGAAAAGAAAAGAAAAAAAACAAAAAGAAAAAAACAAGAAAGACACGUGAAACAGGGAAAAACGAUCCAUUACUUGGUGACGUCCCGGAAAAAGUCACCGAUCGACGGUGUCAUCAUUCGCCUUCGUAUGUGUAAUUAAUCGCGAAAUUUAAUCGAGUACCGAAUUUAUACCAACGGCACUACCGAUCGAUCUCCCUGCGGAUUAACGAUCACCGACUACCAAAGAUGAUGCGGAAAAUAGCACGUCGAGAGAAACGAGGAACGAGAGAACGAGCACGUUCCGAGAGAGAGGAAGAAUAAUAAAGAGAAUAUCAUUUUUCUCGUGGAUUUUCAAAGCACGAGAAGAUACUGUUCUUUACUUGGCAUUACUAGUUCGUAACGAUAAAUCAAGGAAGAUAAAAGAAAAAGAAAAAAAAAAAAAAGAAAAAAAAAAAAAAGAAAAAAAAAGAAAGAAAGAAAAGAAAAGAAAAAGAAGAAGAAAGAAAAAACUCAGAAAAAAAAGGAACGAAGAAGUAAGAAAAAUGAGUAUAACGAUUUGGCUGACAAUGAGACAGUUCUUGAUCGAUCGUUUUACUUCUACUCUAAGCUUCCCUUAAUUUUUCUAAUAAUAACGUUUUCUUCGAGAUAUAUAUAUAUAUACACACAUAUAUAUAUAUAUAUGUGUGUGUUUUUUUUGUGUGUAUGUGCGUGUGUAUUAUAUACAUAUGUACAGAAAAAGUGAGAGAUAGAGAGAAAGGAAAAUAUAAGAUACGAUACGUUUCAAUGGCAUUUUUUUCUUCUUUUUGAAAUUCCAUAAAAGGAUGCAAAUUAAAGAUUCCUUUCAGUUUCCUCGAAUCUUCGAAUUGUGCAUUCGGAAAAAGGAUAAAGAGGAACGGGAAAGAUAAAAACUAGAUGGAGUAGGAUAUGUGAGAGAGUAGAAUAAUCCUCGAAAGUGGACCGCGAGAUAACGGUGCUUUGCCUUGAAAAAGAAGAUAUUGGAUCGCGGUAUCGAAAUAAAUCUCUCGAGGCAAAGUUCUCGAUGGAGAGUUCGAAAAGCUGAGAAAGAGACAGAACGUUAAGAAAGAAAAAUAGAAAAGGAAAGAGAGGAAGGAAGGAAGGAAGGAAGGAAGGAAGGAAGGAAGAGAGGAAAGGAAGGAAGGAAGGAAUAAAAAAGAAAGAGAAAGGAUAGCGGGCGUCGACAAAGAAGAAACGAAUCGAAAGGGAUGACUUUUUAAGGUUAAUCCUCUAAGGGUGGAUUGGAAGAAAGGAUAGAAAGAAAGGGAAGAGGAUACAGAAAGUACAUCGACGGAUCUAGCGUGACUCCAGGAAAAAAAAAGAAAAAAAGAAAAAAAAAAGAAAAAAAAGAAUAGAAAAAAGUGGUCCUGUGGGUGUUGGAAGUGAGAAAUCGAGGACGACGCUUUGGAUACGUGCGAAGACGAAUGCCACGGAGAUAAAGAGGACAUGAGAAGAAUGGCAAACGUUGAUCUCUGAAUCUUGUUACCUUUGAACUAAUAAAAAAAAAAAAAAAAAAAAAAAGAAAAAGAAAAAGAAAGGACAGAAAGGAAGAAGAAGAAGAAGAAGAACAACAACAACAACAACAAGUAGAAGAAGGAACAAGCAAGUGUUAAAAGAUUAAAGAGUACGAGUGACGAAGAAAAGGAACAUUUUUCUAUCGGGGUUUUUUUUUCGACGGAUGAUUUCGUAGUUCGUGAUCUUCUUUGUUUUUUCCUUUUGUCUUGUUUUCUCUCUUUUUUUUUUUUAUUUUUUGUUUUGUUUUUUUUUUGUUUUGUUUUUUUUUUUUCUUUUUUUUUUGGAAAACAGAAAGAAUAAAAAAGAAGAAAUAGUGCGAGGAAAGAAGGAUAAUAAAGAUUAUUUACGUAUCUCGAAAGAAGAUAGAAGAAGAAGGAGAGGAGAGAGAGAGAGAGAGAGAGAGAGAGAGAGAGGGAGAGAGAGUUGGUAAGUCGACGGUGAUGGCAUGAGGACUUUAGUAAGGACGGACUGUGGGUCCAGCGAGGAGGAGGAUGAGGAUGGUGGUGGGCGUGAUGGUUCUGGGUCAGCUCCUGACGAGGAUCUUGCUCGCGGCUCACGCUGGAGAUCGGCUUGCAGCAGCUCGAAGGAUACUCAGGGAUGUCCCGCUAAUCGACGGGCACAACGAUCUACCCUGGAAUAUACGCAAGUUCCUAAAGAAUCAACUACGAGGAUUCAGAUUUGAUGAUCUCAGUGACAUCCGUCCUUGGUCGGGCAACGCCUGGAGUCAUACAGAUCUAAGGAGAUUGAGAAAGGGAAUGGUCGCCGCUCAGUUUUGGUCGGCGUACACGCCCUGUCCAUCCCAAUAUCACGACUCCGUUCAACUUGCUUUAGAACAAAUUGACGUGAUUCGUCGAUUGGUCAACAAACAUCCCGAAAGUAUGGUCCUCGUUACUACGGCCGAAGGGAUCGAGAGAGCACACAAGGAGGGUAGAUUAGCGAGUCUUAUAGGGGUUGAAGGGGGACACGCCAUCGGCACGAGUUUGGCGGUCCUAAGGAUGCUCUACGAGCUCGGUGCCAGAUAUCUAACGUUAACUCACACGUGCCACACGCCUUGGGCAGACUGCAGCACGGCGGAUGAACCCGGUCAAGUGCCUCACGUCGGUGGUCUCUCCAACUUCGGUAAGAGCAUCGUUCUCGAGAUGAAUCGACUGGGGAUGAUGGUGGAUCUAUCACACGUUUCUGUACCCACCAUGCUGGACGCAAUGGCGAGUUCAAGAGCGCCGGUCAUUUUUAGCCAUAGCAGCGCUCACGCUCUAUGCAAUUCCUCGCGAAAUGUGCCUGAUCACGCGCUAAGACAUUUGGCGCGGACCGGUGGUAUAGUUAUGGUAUCCUUCUACCCCCCUUUUAUAAGCUGCAGCGAGACAUCGACUUUGGAGGAUGUCGUUGCGCACAUUAACCACAUUCGUAAAAUUGCCGGUGUGGAUCACAUUGGAAUCGGAGCCGGCUACGACGGCAUUAAUUUGACACCGGCAGGUCUCGAAGACGUGAGCAAAUAUCCAGAGUUAUUCGCGGAAUUGUUAGUGCGCGGAUGGUCAGAGAGAGAUAUCCAGAAACUUGCUGGACUGAAUCUCAUCCGGGUCUUCAAGGCGGUCGAACAGGUGCGUGACAGGAUGGCUGCAGCUGGAAUGGAGCCUCUCGAGGAGGAAAUUCCUUCUGAAGACGUUCUUGGCCGUAAUCAUUGCCGUUACAACGUCAGAAGACUGGCGGUACCCUAAGCUAUAAGCGGAACAUUAUCCACGGGCUACUACUUCAUCCUUUUUUUUUUUUUUGUGAGAAUGAUGAGAAAAAAGAGGAAGGAUGAUUAUAACAGGAAAAUGAUAAAAUACGAGCGGGACUCUUUUUCAUUUUUUAAAUUCAAAAUUCGUACCAAAAUUGCGUCUUUCUCAAAUCUUUGUAAGACGAUAAGUAGAUAGAGAAGAAAAACAUUAAUGAAAAUAAAACGAGAAAAAGAGAGAAAAAAAGCACAUGAAAAAUAAAAAAAAAAAAAAAAAGAAAAAGAAAAAAAAAGAAAAAGACGAAACGGAUAAACACGCGAAAAAUAUAUAGAAGAAAAAAAAAAAAAAGAAAAAAAAAGAAAACGAAAAAAAAGUUCAAUUCUGCCGAUGACUUUCGCGCAAAGUUGCACUAUAACUUGUAUUUAUGUACAAGUUGGGUGCACGAGAGUAAAGCCGAUUAUUAAAAAAAGAAAGAAUACACUAGGAAUGUUUCGACGAGAAAGAAAAAAAAAAAAAAAAAGAAAGGAAGAAAUAAAAAGGGAGUACGAUCGAGGACUCGUUUUUUUUUCUUUUUUUUUUUUUUUUUUUUUUUUUAACGAAGAAGGACGAACGAUUCAAUGCGGCGCGCGUGCUAACGUUACUUCUAACACCGUGAUACGAAGACCAAAACGCGUUUGUAUAAAUGUUUAACGAUCUAGUCGUCGAAUAUACACAAAGACACACACAUCGAUGUUUCAUUUGUACUCAGCGAUUUUUUCCUUGUCAAAGCUGGAACCAAAAGAACUAUUCUAGUCAAUAAUCAUGCAUACAUAUACAUAUAUAAAUAUAUACAUAUAUACACAUUAACUAUGAGUCGAUGAUGAUGAUGAUGAUGAUGAAUAAAAGAGAGCGAGUGGGCGACUGUUUAGACGUAUCAUUGUUCCAUUACAUAAACUGGAGCGAACAAGAUUACGCGUAAUACAGAAAAGAUUCCACAUACGAAUACACUUGUACAUAUGCGGUACCUGAAAAUUGAUUAAAAAAAAAAAAAAAAAAAAAAAAAAAAUAAUAAAAAAUAAAAAAUAAAUAAAAAAAAAAAUAAAAAAAAAUAAAAAAAAAUAAAAUAACUGGCCGAGGAUAUAUUGGGGGGAGAGGGGGUUGGGUACAAAAUGGAAAUCGUAAUCAUUGUUGCGUCAAAUCGGCCAAGUUGAUUCGAAGCGCGAACAAGUAUGAAGAUUACUUGCCUUGGAACUUUAUGAAAAGGUAUAUACAAAAAAAAAAAUAAAUAAAUAAAUAAAUAAAGACAAAAGAAAAAAAGGGAAAAAAAAGAAAGGAAAAGAUAUAACUACGGACAAGAUAAGAACAAGAAAAAUGACAAAAAAGAAGGAUGUCAGAAUGCUAUCGGCAAAAUAAUUAAUACGGGCGAGAGUGAUGCCGUUAGGUUUAUAGGGAUCCGCACAUCUUUUUUACUGCAAAACGAUCACGCUGUUUUAAUACCGUCUUUCUUCAUGAUUUAUCUCGCUCAAUCGUCCCAGAUCAAGAUGGCCGGCUUGAUAGCCUAAAUUUGUAAACGGCCAAACACGCGUACGAGGCUAGACUCCGGUGAUCCUGGGAUCCUUGCCAAACGCAUAUCACACGAACGAACGCGCACGCGUGCUUUUCCAAAUUUAUGAGCGCUCGCUACUCACUCGGAAAUGCGAGAGCGAAGAAAAGCGUUGUUACGUAUAUAUCUAUACGUAUAAUAUACACACAGACCAACGUCACUUUCUGAUAUCUUGAAAAUUAGCAUUCGUUUACGGACGAAAAAUAUCUAUACACCUAUACGUGUAUAUAAGUUGUACAUAUACUUAUCUGCAUAGGUAUGUAUAUCUAUAAAAAUAGAUUAAACGGUAUAAUUAUUGAUCAGAUCGUUGCCAUUAAUUACAAUUUUUCUAAUUUUAAUAGAUCAUUCAACAAUACUUUGUACCCAAUCAAUCAGAUUAAAUUAUUGGAAGAUCGUAAAAUUUUCAUUAAUUUUAUACAUAACAAAUUUUCAAAAUAAUAUAUAUAUAUACUUUUUUUACUUUUAAAAUAGUAAUAAAAUCAUAAUUAUUAUUAUCCUUAUAUGAUUAAAUAAAUUUUAAGAUUUGCAAGUAUAAAUAGUUCGAGUAUCAUUGAUUUAGAGCAUUUUCGGGCUUAUAUUUUGAAUAUUUAUUAAAAAUCAACGUAAAUUCAUUUAAUGCUAUGGCAAACAAAUUUGCCAUGCGUUAAAACUAUAAAGAAAGAAUGAAUAAUGCUCGAAUAUAUCGAAUCUUUAUCGAGUAAAAUUUCAAAAGUCGACGUGACCAAUGACUUCAUAGUGAGCAAUAAUUGUACUGUUUAUCGAGUCUUCUUCUUCGAGCAUUUACUAACGUUACAUUACGCGCUCGUUAAUCCUAACCGUCUGCGAGUUCAAAGACGUUUUAUUAAAGUCGAAAGAAUUAUGUUCGAAGACUGGCGAAGCUUAAUGGCGAUUUCCGCUGGUGGUGAACAAAAAGCAAAGGCGACCAACGGAGUCUGAGCCUCGUGUCUAAUAUCCUAAACUUUCAAAAGAGUUACUGGUACCGGAAAUAAAUCAACGGUGAGCAAAGCUAUGCCGUUGCAAUAUUAAA